CGUUCGUCUGGUGCAAAAUGGCGGUUUGAUCGUCUGAUUGAUUCGGCAUUAGACUUCAAAUCUUGCCCAUGCCUGACAAUUUCCAACUUGAAAACGAUCGGAUUCUUACGGUAUUAUCGAACGCUAACGGUUCUUUCGGGAAAUGAGUACGGAGAAGGGCGAAACGAAGAGAAAGAAAGGUAUAACAUGGGCUGAAGCCGCCAAACAGGUGUUAGAGAGGUCUACCGAGCCGCUUACACAUAAAGACAUCCUCAAGGUCAUUAAGGAAGAGGGUUUGCGCGAUUUGAGCCGUGGGACAGCGCCCUUAGCGUGUCUUAACGCUAUGCUUCACCAUCACUCUCGUGGGCCAAAUGAUCUAUUUAUUAAAGUCGAAGGACGAAUGAGUUGUUACCGACUCAAUCCAAACAGGGUUGAAACUUCAGGAGAAAAUUCUGCACAAGACUCUGAUUCUGACCUUAUGGAUAUGACUGACGAUGCAGAAUUUAGCAUGUUCCUUGAUAAGGAGAGUGUGAAUGGAUCCCAUCUCAACAAUGGAAAAGUUAAGUUACCUAUGGGAACAAAUGACAUUGUAAUGCCACAGCUGAAACCACCGCCGCCCAAUCUGUCCCCUAGGGAGACCAAACCAAAGGCAGCACUUACAAAAGAUGGACGACUACAAAAAAAACGGGGUCCAAAACCUGGACCUCGCAGUCAGUCAUCAAACAAAAGACCAAGGUUGAGUAGUACAAGGCCAGUGCCAAAGAUGGUGUUGAAAAAUCUCAAAGUAGGUACCAUUGAAAGUGGAUCAGGAAGUAAUGGAAGGAGUGGGAAUGGAAAACAGGUGAAGGCUCCAUCUGUUCUCAUUCCACCCUCAUCCAAACUCAUACCUCCAUCUAGUGCAUCUGUUACAGCCAAUGCCAUCGCAAGCCACAGCUUUCCCAGGGUUCCAAGUUCAGUUGAUGGUCUGGAAGCUCAAGAAAAAUUGGAGAAAUUUUCUGACCUAUGGACAUCAUCCAAGCCAAGAAGAUACAAGAAAAUGAGUGUUGCUGCACAGUUAAAGAGAACUAAGGAAGGACGCGUAGACAUACAGUCUCCAGACUCGAUUCUCACUAGUAUUCCCCUUCGUUCUCUCAUCAACCAACGAACAUUUAAUAUGUUGCCACAAUGGUAUCAGUACAAGUUAGUGACUCUACUACCAAAAGUUGACCGGGCAAUAGGCCAUGAUGGAGCUUUAAGACCAUCACACACUGCAUUCACAAAUGAGUUCUUUGCAAGUGCAUGUCAUUCUUGGAAAGACAGGCUUCAGGAUGGUGACUUUAUGACUGAUAUGCAACAGAGGAUGAAACAGGAGGAAGAGAGACUGGCAAAAUUGGAUCCUUGGAAGGCCAAGUUCUUCGAGCCUGUCUGGGGAAAAAGGAACAUUCCAGACAAUUCUUUAUCCCAAGACCCUACGGAUUCCUACUUCACAGCCCCACUCUCCCCGGCGCCAGCCUCGUCACCAAGAAGCACCAUGACUGCAAACCACAAGGAUCCCACCCUGGGCAGGUCACAACUCAAAUCACCAAGGGUGGCAAGUGGUAUGAUACAACCGCUGACAGUACCUGUACAAAAACUACCGGCGCAUUGUCUUCCUAAACGAGUCACCGAGUCAAGGAGAUCCGAAGCCGCUAAACAGCUCCGUGCGAACGCACGUACGUCUCGACCGCGGUCCAUACCAAUUUACAAAAUGGUCACUGUGGCGGUUGCCACAGAAGCUCUUAAAGCUGUAAGAACUUGCGCUCCACCGUCCAUGCUUACUGCUAGUACGGUGUACGCGAAAAAACGGACAAUAAAGACGCCUUGUAGUGAGGCUUCAACUGACAGCGCGUUGUCUCGAGAAACGUCAGCAGCUUCCAUUUCUACUCCGUCGAUUCUAUCCCACGAUGCUGUAGAGCUCCGUGCUCCCGCCUCCCUCAUAAAACCGAGACCUCCAUCCCGUGCUGCCAUGCGUCAACAGGUGGCAGCCAACCGGGAGGAUCUAACACGACGAGGCUCUGCUUCGGGCACUGCUACAAGAGGUGGCUUUACGUCGACUACGGUGUCCGCUAAGAACUUUAACAGAUCGAUGCUGCUUAAGAGUUGUUCUUGCCGUCUGAAAGCGAUGGAGGUUUGCAGAAAAUGCGGAGCAUUCUGCCAUGAUGACUGUAUCAGCGCGGCCCAGCUCUGUAACUCGUGCGUCAGUGUUAACUGACCGACGCCACAUGCAAUAUGUUCAUAUCAUUCUGGUCUUAAAAAUUAAAUUUCACUUGUCCUUAAUAGAGAUAAUCGCGCUUCCGUUGCCACCAGAAAGUUAACACCUCACGGUUGAGUUUUUGUUCAUUAUUAUUAUUUCUCUGUUUGCUUUUACCUUUGCUUUUUGAGAUCUUUCCAAAUGUUAGACAGAUUUCGCUUGAUGUGAAUGCCUCGUUGGCGUCAAAACCGCGCGAUUUUUAGUACUAAAUACUUCGCCUCCAUGAACAAGACCAGAGGGAAAAGUUUUUACGUCGCUUACCAGUCUAUUUUUGAUUUUUAAUUUCCAACUAAUACUUUUCGAAUACUAAAUAUUCGAAUAUUUUCAAAAAAGUGUAAACUUAAACAAAAAAAAGCCGUCAAAAACUUUCAGGGGUGACUGCGGUAGCGCGGUAAUAGCUGUAACAUUUAAGGUAGACAAACUUUUAAUCAUCUUUUUUAAAUCUUAAGUCGUAUCACGAUAACCGUUGAGCCUCAGGCUUUAUUGUACAAGACACUCACUAACACAGAUUGGUCACUUCAGGAGCUAAAUCACAGUAUAUACAUUUUGAAAAAUUGUCCCCUAAGCUUUUAAGUUUGUGUUCUGUUCUAUAGUCCAGUCUUCUCCUCCAAGAUGCAAUUUUCCUUUGAAUGCCCAAAGGAAUCUGGUAUAGCGAAGGCUAUCACUGCGCUCUGUGACUGAUCCAGAAAACUCGCGCCACUUUUCAACCGAUCACAAUCUCGCUUGGUCACCAGCGUUUUCCGGUGUCUUUUCCAAUUUGUUUGACGCUAGAAUUCAUUGGCACACGAGAAAAUUUUACAAUUGGUUGCUGUGGUUAGUUUUGUUUUUCGUUUACGACUCUCAAUUGAGAAGGGCGCAAACGGUACUUAUAAACUAAUGCAGGUAUAGUGUCAGAUUUGGCUAGAAGCGACACAAAAUUUCGUGUUCCCUUGACCCUUUGUGACCAAAAGAGAAUAACUCCCUACAAUACUGAUACAUUUUCACGAUACAAAGCGACGAGAAAAUGGAAAAAACAUCCAGGGUAUAUGGUUUGAUGAAACUCGAAAUUCUCAGAACCAAAAUUGUAGUAAAAGUAUGGAACAUGGUUCAGAGAAUUGUAAGUUUGAGAGCGAAAGGGUUUUAGUUCACGAUGUUGUGAAAAAACGACCAAUCCUAUCUGUAAGCUCCAUGACAUUCUGUUAACUGAAAGUUUCUUUAUUUCUGUCGUAAGUAGAGUACAAGAAGAGAUAGGACAAUUUAUGAGAAUUAUGUUAGAAACAUGAGAUUAUAAUAUUGUAAAUAAUGACUUCAAAUGACCAGGUCAGUCGGAUUUAAAAGAGGAAAAAAAAUUAUUACAUUCAGCUGUCCUGGGCCGUUUUUAAUAAAUAAUUGAUGUUUUGACA
Molecule: messenger RNA, 3630 nt
Organism: Pocillopora damicornis (cauliflower coral)
Lineage: Eukaryota; Metazoa; Cnidaria; Anthozoa; Scleractinia; Pocilloporidae
Product: polycomb group protein ASXL1
Biological process (GO): animal organ morphogenesis; positive regulation of transcription by RNA polymerase II
Cellular component (GO): PR-DUB complex
Molecular function (GO): DNA binding; chromatin binding
Source: RefSeq, a predicted model, not a curated record